Branchiostoma floridae (Florida lancelet) is the source of this 1828-nucleotide messenger RNA. Its product is annotated as organic solute transporter subunit alpha-like. The record is from RefSeq and is a predicted model, not a curated record. NCBI's taxonomy places the organism in Eukaryota, Metazoa, Chordata, Leptocardii, Amphioxiformes, Branchiostomatidae. The coding region runs from base 380 to 1465 and encodes 361 amino acids. Gene Ontology annotation, molecular function: transporter activity. Gene Ontology annotation, biological process: transport. The transcript has 8 exons.
UCGCAUUUGAAGAAGGCAGGCGAGCAGCUGAAACUGUCUAUUGAUUUGCUUCCUCUUGUGGCUGAACUCUGACCUUUAUCCCAGUGCAUUCCGUUUCAUUGUGCCUCAUCAGGAGGCUUGGAUCGGAAGCCUGGAAAAUGAGACACACGUCAGCACUGGUGGACCUUGGCAUGUAGAGGCGUUACGUGCACGUGAAUAUCAUACUUCGAUCACGUGUAGACUUAUCGUGCCGCCCAGUUAUUACAUACACGUUAUUUGCUGUGCUUAUCAUCAGUGUACAUGGGAGGCCAACGAGUAGUGAACUACAUGUGCUGGUAAGGUGACAUGGUGAGAAGGUGACCCCCACAGGAGCUCUCUACUGUCACGUGGUUCGCUCUGCAUGUUCCAAGGUAGCCGGCUGAUGACGUUAAGCACUCUCAUCCUGACCCGGAACCACUCCAGCGCGGCAGAGAUGCCGCUCAACUGCACAGCCCGCUUCCCCAACUUCGCAGACAGGCUGGAACAAGUGUCCACGGACGUGACGGCGGUUGUGGUGAUGUUUGGGGGGACGUUGGCGUCCCUGGUCACGGUGCUGGUGUACCUGGAGGAAUGUCUGUACUUCUGCAGGAAUCCGUUCCUCGCACGCCGCAGGAGCAAGAUGCUUAAGAUUCUAGCCGUGUAUCCACCCAUUUUGACAGAUUUCUCUGUACAGGUGAUCAGCACGACUUCAGCAUCCAAUCUGUGGUUCCCUCAGGCCUCCGCUGUCGCCGACUUCGCUGCCUCGUGGUACCUGUCCCUGGCUAUAUAUCAGGUCUUCACCCUGAUGCUGGACUAUCUCGGCGGGAAGCGUGGAAUCGUAGAGAGCAUCGGUGGACUCAAAAUCCGGAUGAACACCCUGCCAAUCUGCUGCUGCGUCUGCCUUCCCCCUAAACCUCUCAACAUGGUUCUGCUGAGAAGGUUCCAUCUCGGCGUGCUGCAGCUCACGGUGGUGUACCCGGUCACGUCUUACAUCUUCGCUCUCAUCAACACAGACCAAAGCGUCCAGGGACGCAACCAAGACACGGCGUCAACCGGCCUAGUUUUACGGGCGGUCCCAAUGGUCAGUAUCCUGAUGGCCGUGUACAGCAUACUGUGUGUGUGUCGAAACGUCACCCAACACAUGCCGCACGCGGCAGCCUUCAGACUCCGCCCCAAGCUAGCCGUGGUCAUGCUCAUCAUGGGGCUCUCCAGACUGCAGUUCGUCGUCCUGUCGCUAGUCAAUAUACCAGGAGGAAAGGGCUGUGGUCCCGGCACGCUCUUCACUGGACCGGACCGGAAAAAAGUAAUAGGCAGUGUUCUGACCGUGUUGGAGAUGCUGCUGCUGGGCCUACUCGCCCGCCGCCUCUUCACCCAACCCGCGGAGGACGACUUGGAGGAUCCUUGUGACGUCACCGACCAACAUUUUCACGAAAAACGGGUCAUGAUCGUACACACCACGUCGCUAUAGGGGGUGUCACCGCGUGGCCAUUCUGUCAUCCCCGAACUGUACAGAUACUUUUCUAACCGACUGGGAUAUUCCCGAUAUAUGGAUAAACAGUGUAUACUAGUCUAUGGCAGUCUCAGGAGACCAUCUGUGCGCCUGUGAAGGGUUGAGCGUAAUACUGAACACAAAAUCAUACACCGCUAAUGAAUUCACUAAAGUAAUUCAGACCAUCCUUUUUUUAACCUCCUUGUUCAGACUGAUGAUUGACACUAAAAAGUACAAAGAGUACAUUUAGUUUUCAUCAUUAUAUGAUGUAUAUAUUAACAGCAGACGAUUCCUAACCAGGUAUACUCGGGGAUUAGAAACGUUGAUAAUGGUAUGCGUAAC